Messenger RNA from Melampsora larici-populina 98AG31, 1569 nucleotides. RefSeq lists its product as uncharacterized. The transcript is spliced from 2 exons. The record is from RefSeq and is a predicted model, not a curated record. The coding region runs from base 1 to 1569 and encodes 522 amino acids. Lineage: Eukaryota; Fungi; Basidiomycota; Pucciniomycetes; Pucciniales; Melampsoraceae.
AUGUCUCUCACUAGCACAACCGAGUCAGACUCUUUGAAGGAUAGAUUGAUAUCCUCCAAUAAAGAGGCUCAAUGUAUAUUUGACAUAGACGAUCCACGCGACCGAAGAUCUCAAUGUGAGGAUAUCUUUAACAUUUACGUACUUGAACUAUUGAAGUGUCGACUAAAUUUCUCUCACCUUUCUGUUAUAUUGGACUUAGAUGAUUUGGUCGAGGAAUUCCAAAGCAAAAAGUGUAGCAAGGAGGAACUCGAGGAACUCAAGUCUUUGUGUUACCAGAGACUUCAAUUGCUGAUAGGCAUCGAUGACGAUGAUGAUGACGAUCAUGAGGAGAGUCUCGAUUUGGCAAUCGAGCACUUUCAAGGGAUACUAGGUCAUCGUCAACUCAUCAAAGACAAUACCCGUGCCAUAAACUUUAGCUUUGAUACCAACACAGAACAAGAAGCGCCUUCACGGAAGGAAAAAACUAAACAGCUUCUUAAGAGUGUUGAAGAUCUCUUCCAAGCAGUCAAUCCUCAAUCCAUCACCGACUUUCGUUGGGAAGUAGCAAUGUUCGUUUGUGGAAGGAUUUUCGACAUUGAUCUCUUUGAUCCGAAAGGUCUUUACUCGAUUCCUUUGAAAAACUGUCUUCGAAUCGUUUCUACUUUUACCAAUUUGGUCACUUUUCAAUACAACUCACGUGAUAGUCAUUCAACCUUUGAAGAAGUGGUUUCCCAAACAGUUGCAAGUUUACCUAAUCUUGAAGUCCUUGUGAUUGCUCGUGAAGAGAAUAAUGUGAGACGAUGGUUCGAGAAUUAUGAGCCCGACCUUGCUUACGAAGAAGAAAUUAGCAAAUUGAUGGGUGAUUCACUUAACUUAUUGACCAAGCUCAAGAGAUUACAUUUGCAAGGGCUCAUCGCACCACGUUCAGGAUGGGGCAAACUAGAUUGGAAGUGCCCUGUAGAGUAUCUCAAGGUGACCGAGUGUCCUAGACUUCAUGGACCGUCUAUAUUCACUUUGGCACAGGCUUUCCGGAAAACGCUCUUAGGCCUACUGAUUGGUCCCAACAUAGAUCUAGUACCUGAAAUCGAUCAGCCCAACAUGGAGUUUGGCAAAGAAUUUGAGGUCUUAGAAGAGCUCUCGGUGCGAGUUGAUCUAGGACGUCGUGGUGAAGAGCAAAAGCUGGUGGAUAGCAUGUCUCAAGCUCCGAAACUCAAACACUUUGACAUUCAUCGGACCCAUACCGAUCUACUCUCUCGCGUCAAAGAACAACUCGAACAACCCGAACCAGCUUGGCCAAGUCUUCGAACCCUUGGACUUGAUCAUGGUGUCGGGAAAAUAAAGUUGAACUUGGGUCUACUUGACAAGAAACUGAAGGAUGUGAAAGAAUAUGUUUCCCAUAAGUUUGGUGUAUUAGAUGCCGAGUGGGCUUGGCCGACCAGGUAUGAUCACACGGACCGAUAUGGGUAUGGCAAGAUGACGCUUUCUAAUGGUAGGGUAGUUGAAGUUAAAGCCCUAGAUCUUGAUUUCGGAGAACGUACCUCGUUACAAUAUAGAGAUACUGCCAAAUUGAUAUCUCAAUUGUCCCCUUGA